CCGGCUGUUUAUUUAUGCACACGUCACCGGGCCGGCCCCGCCCUCCGGCAUCUCAUUAAGGCAGUGUGUUCCUCUCGCCCUGUCAAUAAUCUCCGCUCCCAGACUACUCCGUUCCUCCGGAUUUCGAUCCCCCUUUUUCUAUCUGUCAAUCAGCGCCGCCUUUGAACUGAAAAGCUCUCAGUCUAACUUCAACUCACUCAAAUCCGAGCGGCACGAGCACCUCCUGUAUCUUCGGCUUCCCCCCCCUUUGCUCUUUAUAUCUGACUUCUUGUUGUUGUUGGUGUUUUUUUUUUUUUACCCCCCUUUUUUAUUUAUUAUUUUUUUGCACAUUGAUCGGAUCCUUGGGAACGAGAGAAAAAAGAAACCCAAACUCACGCGUGCAGAAGAUCUCCCCCCCCUUCCCCUCCCCUCCUCCCUCUUUUCCCCUCCCCAGGAGAAAAAGACCCCCAAGCAGAAAAAAAGUUCACCUUGGACUCGUCUUUUUCUUGCAAUAUUUUUUGGGGGGGCAAAACUUUUUGGGGGUGAUUUUUUUUGGCUUUUCUUCCUCCUUCAUUUUUCUUCCAAAAUUGCUGCUGGUGGGUGAAAAAAAAAUGCCGCAGCUGAACGGCGGUGGAGGGGAUGACCUAGGCGCCAACGACGAACUGAUUUCCUUCAAAGACGAGGGCGAACAGGAGGAGAAGAGCUCCGAAAACUCCUCGGCAGAGAGGGAUUUAGCUGAUGUCAAAUCGUCUCUAGUCAAUGAAUCAGAAACGAAUCAAAACAGCUCCUCCGAUUCCGAGGCGGAAAGACGGCCUCCGCCUCGCUCCGAAAGUUUCCGAGACAAAUCCCGGGAAAGUUUGGAAGAAGCGGCCAAGAGGCAAGAUGGAGGGCUCUUUAAGGGGCCACCGUAUCCCGGCUACCCCUUCAUCAUGAUCCCCGACCUGACGAGCCCCUACCUCCCCAACGGAUCGCUCUCGCCCACCGCCCGAACCCUCCAUUUUCAGUCCGGCAGCACACAUUACUCUGCGUACAAAACGAUUGAACACCAGAUUGCAGUUCAGUAUCUCCAGAUGAAAUGGCCACUGCUUGAUGUCCAGGCAGGGAGCCUCCAGAGUAGACAAGCCCUCAAGGAUGCCCGGUCCCCAUCGCCAGCACACAUUGUCCAGAGCCCCCUCCCUUGCUGCACUCAGGGACAUGACUGUCAGCACUUCUACCCCCCCUCAGACUUCACUGUCAGCACUCAAGUCUUCAGGGACAUGAAAAGGAGCCACUCCUUACAAAAAGUUGGGGAGCCCUGGUGUAUUGAGUCGAACAAAGUGCCAGUGGUGCAGCACCCUCACCAUGUCCACCCCCUCACGCCUCUUAUCACGUACAGCAAUGAACACUUCACGCCGGGAAACCCACCUCCACACUUACCAGCCGACGUAGACCCCAAAACAGGAAUCCCACGGCCUCCGCACCCUCCAGAUAUAUCCCCGUAUUACCCACUAUCGCCUGGCACCGUAGGACAAAUCCCCCAUCCGCUAGGAUGGUUAGUACCACAGCAAGGUCAACCAGUGUACCCAAUCACGACAGGAGGAUUCAGACACCCCUACCCCACAGCUCUGACCGUCAAUGCUUCCAUGUCCAGCUUUCUGUCUUCUAGGUUCCCUCCCCAUAUGGUCCCACCACAUCAUACGCUACACACGACGGGCAUUCCGCAUCCGGCCAUAGUCACACCAACAGUCAAACAGGAAUCGUCCCAGAGUGAUGUCGGCUCACUCCAUAGUUCAAAGCAUCAGGACUCCAAAAAGGAAGAAGAAAAGAAGAAGCCCCACAUAAAGAAACCUCUUAAUGCAUUCAUGUUGUAUAUGAAGGAAAUGAGAGCAAAGGUCGUAGCUGAGUGCACGUUGAAAGAAAGCGCGGCCAUCAACCAGAUCCUUGGGCGGAGGUGGCAUGCACUGUCCAGAGAAGAGCAAGCGAAAUACUACGAGCUGGCCCGGAAGGAGCGACAGCUUCAUAUGCAACUGUACCCCGGCUGGUCCGCGCGGGAUAACUAUGGAAAGAAGAAGAAGAGGAAAAGGGACAAGCAGCCGGGAGAGACCAAUGAACACAGCGAAUGUUUCCUAAAUCCUUGCCUUUCACUUCCUCCGAUUACAGACCUGAGCGCUCCUAAGAAAUGCCGAGCGCGCUUUGGCCUUGAUCAACAGAAUAACUGGUGCGGCCCUUGCAGGAGAAAAAAAAAGUGCGUUCGCUACAUACAAGGUGAAGGCAGCUGCCUCAGCCCACCCUCUUCAGAUGGAAGCUUACUAGAUUCGCCUCCCCCUUCCCCCAACCUGCUAGGCUCCCCUCCCCGAGACGCCAAGUCACAGACUGAGCAGACCCAGCCUCUGUCGCUGUCCCUGAAGCCCGACCCCCUGGCCCACCUGUCCAUGAUGCCUCCGCCACCCGCCCUCCUGCUCGCUGAGGCCACGCACAAGGCCUCCGCCCUCUGUCCCAACGGGGCCCUGGACCUGCCCCCAGCCGCUUUGCAGCCUGCCGCCCCCUCCUCAUCAAUUGCACAGCCGUCGACUUCUUCCUUACAUUCCCACAGCUCCCUGGCCGGGACCCAGCCCCAGCCGCUGUCGCUCGUCACCAAGUCUUUAGAAUAGCUUUAGCGUCGUGAACCCCAGCUGCUUUGUUUAUGGUUUUGUUUCGCUUUUCUUAAUUUGCCCCCCACCCCCACCUUGAAAGGUUUUGUUUUGUACUCUCUUAAUUUUGUGCCAUGUGGCUACAUUAGUUGAUGUUUAUCGAGUUCAUUGGUCAAUAUUUGACCCAUUCUUAUUUCAAUUUCUCCUUUUAAAUAUGUAGAUGAGAGAAGAACCUCAUGAUUCUACCAAAAUUUUUAUCAACAGCUGUUUAAAGUCUUUGUAGCGUUUAAAAAAUAUAUAUAUAUACAUAACUGUUAUGUAGUUCGGAUAGCUUAGUUUUAAAAGACUGAUUAAAAAACAAAAAGAAAAAAAAGCAAUUUUGAAGCAGCCCUCCAGAAGGAGUUGGUUCUGUAUUAUUUGUAUUAAAUACGAGCUUGCGAACCAAUCAUUUUACAUCUGGUUUUUAAACCGUAAGGGCACCACGAAUGCAGUGCCGUUACUUUUUUUUUUUUUUUCUGUGUGAAACAACUUUUAUUGUGAUGUUACUUGUUAUUGUUUAAAUGUACAGAAACAAAGGGUAAAAAUGUGUUAAUAUACCUUGUUCCAUGGUGUUGUUCUUUUGGGGGGAGGGGACGCUACUCAACACUUAAUAGAAUCACAACGCUGUUGGGCCAGUAGUAUUUAUUGCUUUAGAGAUUGCUUGUCGUACCUGUAUGUCGUCCCUUUUUAAAUAUGUUUUCCUUUUUCUUGAAACUGUAUAAAGUUUUUUUUCCCCUUAGCAUAAGCAUCUUAUAUAUAACAACUCAUUUGUACAAGGUUUUUAAGUUUAUAUAUAAAAUGUGUAUAUAUAUUUUUGUUUCCCCUUUUUGACUUUUUUUUUUUCUGUAUGAAACCCAGAUGUCACCAAAUGGACAUUAAUAGUUGCAUUAAGGAUCAGUAGCAUUAACAAAAGUUGCUUUAAAAGCCAUUAUGUAAAACAAGACUUGAAAAUGAGUGAGGGAAUUUUAGCGACACUGUCUGAGCAGCAGUGGGAACCAUCUUCGUUUCCCCUUUGAACUCCCAGUGGGAUGCCCUACCCUGCGCCCUUAGGACCCGGACUGACCGUGUGCAAAACUUUACGUGCCAAAAUUCUCAGUGAAUUUAGCUUUCUCCCUCUUUUUGAUGCUGUAAUUUUUGUUCAUCAUGUUUUGCUGUGAUGUUACAUAGGUAGAUUUGUAUGUAGUUUUAAUGUCACCUAUAACAAAAUGUGUUUGGUAGCAGAUUGUCCAGAAAGCAUUUUAAAUGAAGAGGUAUAAACCCUUAAGGGCCAAAAUUCUGUAUAUUAGAUUACUCUUAAACGAAAAACCAGCUGCCGCUUUUAUGUACACAUAUUACAUACGAGUAGGCAGCAGACUUUAAAAAUAAAAAAAACCUAGGCAUGUUGAUGUUGCAAAAUGCUGUAUAAAGCUGAAACCUGUUCAUUCAGUGCCAUUGUAGUUGACAUGAAGCGAUUGUAAAACUGUCUCCGAUUUUUCUCUGGUUUAUUAAAAUGCUAACUAUAACAUUUUUUGUGAAUACUUUGAAUGUUUCCUAACAGUUGUGAUGUUACUGUUCCGUUUUAUGCUCUUAUUCCAAGUUCAUUUUUAAUGGUUUGGAAGCCAUUUUUGUAAUGAAUAAAUGUUCAUGCUGUACAGUAUCUGUAGCAUGCCAUUCUGGAUUAAUAAAAGCAACUUAGUAUGUGCAGAUAAA
Molecule: messenger RNA, 4316 nt
Organism: Gorilla gorilla gorilla (western lowland gorilla)
Lineage: Eukaryota; Metazoa; Chordata; Mammalia; Primates; Hominidae
Gene: TCF7L2
Product: transcription factor 7 like 2
Exons: 16
Coding region: 591-2609 (672 amino acids)
Biological process (GO): regulation of transcription by RNA polymerase II; canonical Wnt signaling pathway
Cellular component (GO): catenin-TCF7L2 complex; chromatin; beta-catenin-TCF complex
Molecular function (GO): DNA-binding transcription factor activity, RNA polymerase II-specific; RNA polymerase II cis-regulatory region sequence-specific DNA binding
Source: RefSeq, a predicted model, not a curated record